Molecule: messenger RNA, 2282 nt
Organism: Dipodomys spectabilis (banner-tailed kangaroo rat)
Lineage: Eukaryota; Metazoa; Chordata; Mammalia; Rodentia; Heteromyidae
Gene: Ermard
Product: ER membrane associated RNA degradation
Exons: 17
Coding region: 38-2221 (727 amino acids)
Source: RefSeq, a predicted model, not a curated record
UCGGGGUCACCGGAGUCACCGGGGAGAGGGGAGAGGAAUGCACACGCCUGCGGAAGCGGAAGCCGGCCAGCCCGCCCUCCGCGGCCGUGCUCCCGCGCCUCCCCGCCACGUAGACCGGGCUGAGUCCUCCUUGGUUCGCUGGUGUCCCCAGAUGCUGAGAGCGGAAGCCGUUACCACGUGCCUUUCUCCCGCCGUGCGCGACCUGGUCUGUGAAGUGGGGUCUGAAGUCGGAGGAAAUUGCGAUGUCGACACCAUCGUCACGCCCAAGGGCGAGGUGCUCUGGGAAGCGGUGACGGGCUGCGUGAGCUGCGCGGAGCCAGGGCAAGAUCUUGAUUACCGGGGAAGUGUGCGGCGGCUGGGCCCUGUGUGUGAGGCUGUCCAUCUACAUUUCUUAACCCUGACCAAAGAGCAGUUUGAAAUUCAAUAUGUACCAUGGUUCCAGUGGACACAUUUUCCAGAGUUGUUUCCUGAAAUAUUUGAUGCCUUGGGAAGCCUGCCCUCUCCCACUGUGUGUCUCGGUGUAAUGAAGUUAGCCUCAUGUCUCGAGCGAGCCUUGGGAGACGUAUUUUUGCUGAUUGGGAAGAAGUGUCCAUUUCUCUUAAGAGAUCUCUUGGCAUCUGAGGAACUUGCUCAAGUCUUUGGGCAUUCUGUGAUGGAUGUACUGAAAGUCUUCAUUGGUUCUCCCCAUGGACUCAACCUGAGAAAUAUCUUAUGGCAUGGGUUUGCCUCACCUCAAGAAAUCCCUCCCAAAUACUGUUCAAUGCUACUCCUGCUGAUGGCAGGACUGGGUCAGCUACUGAAAGAUUUCCUUCAACAGACUGAAGUCACAUUAACACAUCGACCCUUUGUAACCCUUACAAAUUUAGAGGAUUUGAUUGUUUUUCCCGGUGUUACUUGUGAGAUACUUUCAGUAUUAGAAGAAGUGAUGACAAAAUCUACCUUUAUAUUAAAAAUCAUGUUACCAUAUUGGGAAGUGGCACUGGCCAAGUUCAGAUCACACAGGUUUGCCGAUUGCGCCAUACUGUUGUUAACACAGCUAGAAAUGGGACUUAGGAGAGUUUUUGCUGCAGUUAACCAGUGUCCAGACAGACUCCUGACUGCAGAGUCAAGAACUCUGUAUACCACCUUUGAUGAAAUAUUGGCAAAGCAUUUGAGGGAUGGUAGAGUGAACCAACUUCCUCUUUUCCUUGGAGAACCUGCUAUGGAAUUUCUCUGGGAUUUCCUGAACCAUCAGGAGGGCCCCCGUUUACGAGAUCGUUUAAGCCAUGGAGAGAUAAACAUACGUGAAUUUCCAGAAGCAGCAGCAAGUCAGCUCCUUGCAUUUUCUCUUGUGCUUUCCCUCAGAUUCACUGAUGAAGAUGUGCUGUCAAUGGUUAAGGAGGAAGCAGUGGUAAGAUCAUUGAUGCAACUCGCAGAGGGCUAUAGUUCCCGCUGCCAUCCCAUUUUUCAGCUUAAAAAGCAGGUGCUGAGCUGUGAGAAAAGCAUCAGGGUUUGGCCUUUGCUGUCUUUACCAGAAGAACUUGGUCUGGAAGCCACCAGAUUGGAAAGUGACACUGAAACGUGUGCCUGCUACUCUUUAAUUACAAAGAUUGUAUGUGAGCUCUGUCACCACAUGCCUGCACAUCUCUGUGCUGUCAGGGACACAGAUGGUCCUCCCACCUCAACGUGGCCCCAGGUGCUCCGUGGACUCUGCUGCAUACGCAUUCCCACGCUGUUCUGCCCCAGAGUCGUCCUGGAAGUGCUGGCAGUGCUCCGCAGCAUCAGUUCCCAGUGCCAGCGCCUGUCUAGUCAGGUGGAGGCCUCCUUGCAGCUGAGGCACAGGCAGUGGGUGGAGCGGAGCCUGCGCUCAAGGCAGCGGCAGAACUACCUGCACAUGCUCAACAGUACUAGGCUUCUGUCUCCUGUGCUGUACCUGAUUUUGUUGUUCCUUCUGUUGGAAUUGGUCAGCAUUCAUGUCGUCUGUGGUAAAGAUGCUCGUGAAUAUCAGAAAUACCUAAAGUUUUUAAAGUCAGUCUUGCAGUAUGCUGAGAACCUUGUGGUCUACACCAGCCAAGAGAAGAACAAAUGGAAUGAAACUGUCAUUCUUACACAUGCAGCUUUGUUGAAAAUUUGGACUUUUUGUGAGACAAAACAAAUGUUAAUACAUUUAGCCAGGAGAGAGUCCCAAGUGCAGCAGCCGUGUGAAAAGACUUGUAAGUCAGCUAUGGCCAAAAAAACCUAAGCUGAAAUAGUUGUGAACAACAAGUAUGUUAACAUUGAACAGUGGGAGUGGAUCUGAUUGA